CAAAAUAUCAAAAAGCGCGACGACCCCCCAAUCUGUAUAUCAUCAUCUCCAUCCAUCCAUCUAUAUAUAUACAUACAUAAUAAUAUUAUAUAAAAUCCGUGAAAAUCUAAUAUUUAUAUAUUAAACGUAUAGAUCUGAAAAACAUGAACGAAAAAGCUGGCGUCUCUAAAGAGCUUAACGCUCGGCACAGAAAGAUACUAGAAGGACUUCUUAAAUUGCCAGAAAAUAGGGAGUGUGCUGAUUGCAAAACCAAAGGUCCUCGAUGGGCUAGUGUGAACCUUGGCAUCUUUAUAUGUAUGCAGUGUUCUGGUAUCCACAGAAGCCUUGGGGUGCACAUUUCAAAGGUUAGAUCAGCUACAUUAGACACAUGGCUUCCUGAGCAGGUUGCCUUUAUCCAAUCUAUGGGAAAUGAAAGGUCAAAUAGUUAUUGGGAAGCAGAGCUGCCACCUAAUUAUGAUCGAGUUGGCCUUGAAAAUUUCAUUCGGGCCAAAUAUGAAGACAAGAGAUGGGUUGCUAAAGAUGGAAGACCAAUUCCGCCUGUCGCAGUGCAAGAGGAGAAACUCGCUUCUCAGUCGCAGAGACCUGUUGAGAAUUCUGAUGGUGAAAGGAAGAGUUACCAGGCACAUAGUACAAAGAGCAGCACACCUGUUGCAAGAAUAAAUCUUCGUGUGCCUCCAAAAGGACCUGAACCUGUGAUACCAAAAGCUGAACCGGCAGUUUCUUCUGCUGAGUUGGCAAAGAAGGUUGCUGAAACUGUCUCCCCCCCUAAAGUCGAUUUUGCGACAGAUCUUUUUGACAUGCUUUCAAUGGACGAUGGACCUACUGAGAAAGUUCCAGAAGUAGCAUCGACAGAUGAUCUAUGGGCGGGCUUUCAAUCUGCUGUUGAAGUACCAGUUAUGGGGACAACAGAAGUUACAAAACCUGUGGACAACCAGCCGAAGCCCACUCCUGGAAUAGAAGAUCUCUUCCAAGAUACACCUCCUCUCUCACAGCCCAAUGCAUCUGAAAAGCCUCAAAAGGAUGUAAAAAAUGAUAUAAUGAGCCUUUUUGAGAAGGGUAAUAACACAACAUCACCCUAUGCUCUUCAUCAACAGCAACUUGCUAUGCUAGCCCAGCAGCAGUACCUACUUAUGGCUGCUGCAGCUAAAUCGGGUGGUCUGCCAAACUUUUCUGUGAAUGGGCAACAUAAUGUAUCUGGUGGUACAAGUCUUCCCAUUCAAAACUGGCCAAACGUUAGCUAUCAAAACCCAGUUCCUGGAAAAGAUGAACUAGAGAAAUAUUUGCAGCAGAUGGGAAACAUGGGAGCAGCACAUCAAGCUGGGAAUCCAUUGCAGGUUCCAACAUCAAGCAUUUACACCAUGGGCCUGAAUGCCACUUCCAAUGGCAUGACACCUCCUGGGGGUUCAAUACCCGGACUUAUGGGUCAAAAUUCUCCUUUUAACGGCAUGGGACCUUCUGCGUCAUCUAAACCACCAACGACCUCUUCACUAACAUCCGCGUCUCCUUCUCAGUCUGCAAAAGACUAUGAUUUCUCCUCCUUGACUCAAGGGAUGUUCUCAAAACCAUAAGCCUUUUCAUGCAGUAGUUAUAGUUGUACCAUAAAGCAUAAUUCACAAAGAAAAAAAAAAUUUAUAUUUUUCCUGUAUUCGGGAUUGUAAACUAUUUGUAGAGGAUGCAAUUUUCAGUGUAUCUGUUUUCAUCUAUUCCCCUCCUACAUUCCUGAUGAUGGCAUCAUUUGUUUGUACAAGCAUUUAUAUUGAUAUUCAAAUUUACUUAUUUCCCAUGUAUGUGGAUGCAUAUUGUAUGAGAAGAUUCGAAGAAUGCACUUAACGUGUUCAGUUUUUUCAA
Molecule: messenger RNA, 1848 nt
Organism: Erigeron canadensis
Lineage: Eukaryota; Viridiplantae; Streptophyta; Magnoliopsida; Asterales; Asteraceae
Product: ADP-ribosylation factor GTPase-activating protein AGD5-like
Exons: 11
Coding region: 144-1568 (474 amino acids)
Molecular function (GO): GTPase activator activity
Source: RefSeq, a predicted model, not a curated record